Messenger RNA from Adineta steineri, 1539 nucleotides. NCBI's taxonomy places the organism in Eukaryota, Metazoa, Rotifera, Eurotatoria, Adinetida, Adinetidae. The record is from the annotation of a GenBank genome assembly.
AUGACUAUAUUUUCAUCUAAAAAACCUUCGAAUUCAAAUAAAGAUUUAUCAUCAAAUUCAACAAAUCAACAACAACAACAACAGCAAUCAUCCUCAUCGAAUAUAUCUCGUACACGUUUAUCACGUGAUGAUGAAAAUACAAAUAAUAUCAUACAAACAAAUUCAAGUGAAGAAUCAAAUUUAGUUUGUGAAAAUAAUCUUCCAUCAACAUCAUCAUUAACAACAAAUACAAUUUUAACAACAAUAACAACUGCACCUGUAUCAAAACGUAAAUCUCAUUAUCAUCAUCAAACAACAGUUAAACAAGCUAGACGACGUGGUGGUUCAGUUGGAGAAAAAUUAAUCUCAAAUUCAUCCGUAACAAAUGUUACUUGUAAUAGUAGUCCAUCAACUAGUUUAACAAAUGAGAAUAAUAUAUCGUCAAAUACAAAUUCAAAUGAACAUUUAACACAACCAUCAACAUCAACAUCAUCACUUACAACAGUUAAUAAUGAUGAACAAUGUAACAGUGAAGAUGAAUAUGAACAAACAGCACCGAAAUAUGAUAGAAAUAAUCUCACUGAUCUUGAAAUGCGUUUUGCUAGAGCGUUAAAAGAAAAAAAAGGUUUUGUUAUUAAACCGGUUCAAGAAGAUGGAGCAUGUUUGUUUCGAGCAGUGUCUGAUCAAGUAUUUGGUGAUGAAGAAAUGCAUGCAACAGUUCGACAAAAUUGUAUGGAUUAUAUUGUAAAAAAUGCUGAUUUUUUUGGUCCAUAUAUAACAGAAGAUUUCGAUCAUUAUAUAACACGAAAACGACUACAACAUUGCCAUGGAAAUCAUAUUGAAAUGAUUGCACUUUCAGAAAUAUAUAAUAGACCGAUUGAAGUUUAUGAAUAUAGUAUUGAACCAAUUAAUAUUGUACAUGGAAUGUAUAAAACAGAUAAUGAACCUAUUCGUUUAAGUUAUCAUUGUAGUGUUCAUUAUAAUUCAAUUAUUGAUCCUUGGAGACCAACUGCUGGUCAUGGACUUGGAUUUCCUGAUCUAGAACCAGGACGUGCACAAGAAACACUUAUUAGAUCUGCAGUACGUCAAUCCGAAGAAAGUCACAUAGAACGUGCUAUGCUUGAUGAUAAGAUAGCUGCUACUGAUUGGGAAGCAACACAAGAUGAAUUAAUACAACAAGUAGCAAGAGAAUCCUAUUUACAAUGGUUGUCUGAUACGAAACAACAACAUAAAGAUAAUAAAACGAUGCCAUCUUCAAGUUCAUCACCAACAUCUACGACAACAUCUGAGAGAGCUUUACACAAUAAUCACGCAAGCUCACCGAAAAAUCUAUUACCAUUAAGACUUGAUGAACGAAAAGAUUGUGAAUUUGCCUUACCAUUUAAUUAUGAAUGUGAUGCUUCAUCAAAUCCUGAUCUUGAUGAUGAUGAUUCAUAUUUACGACAAGUUCUUGCCAUAUCACAAAUUGAAUAUGUUGAAACAUUAAAAAAACAACAACAACCUCCGAAAUCCGACGAUCCAGAUGGACCAUCAUCAUCAUCAGACACACAUCUUUUGUAG